UAAGCUGAAAUCGGACCGGAAAACGAAACAAAACAAAUAAAAAAAAAUUAAAUUUUCCUUUAAUUUUCUCCUAAAUCCAUCUUUAAAUGCACAAAUAAUCCUUUUCCGAACAUCACAAAGACAGAACAAGACAGAAUGGUGGAAGAAACUGCCGGAACGAACAAAUCAAACAAGUCUCGAGCACGUCCCAGAUCGGUAUUUUUAUGGACAGUAAGUGAUGUGCAGAAAUGGUUUCGACGCCAUUGCGGUGACUCGGGAGCCUCUGGAGCUGCCUUUCCCGUGGAAGAAUAUGCAAAACUCUUUGCCGACAAUGAUAUCACGGGAAGAACUUUGCUCCGGAUGACCGACGAUUCGUUGUAUCGGAUGGGAAUUCACAAUAACGAGCACAGAAAUGCCAUUUAUUACGAGGUGCUGAAGCAGAAACUGAAGGAAGACAUUCUAACAAUACGAGAUCUCGAACUGAAAUACAGAGUUUAUAGUAAUAGCUAAGCUAAACUGUGAAAAAUCUCAUUCCUACACGAAUUUUUUCUAGAAUUAACGAUAAAAUAAAGACAAAUGUUUACUUGUAAUUUUAGAUUUUUUGUAAAUUUAGAGGAAAAAU
Messenger RNA from Culicoides brevitarsis, 601 nucleotides. RefSeq names its product protein aveugle (gene ave). The coding region runs from base 136 to 489 and encodes 117 amino acids. Gene Ontology annotation, biological process: cell surface receptor protein tyrosine kinase signaling pathway. NCBI's taxonomy places the organism in Eukaryota, Metazoa, Arthropoda, Insecta, Diptera, Ceratopogonidae. The transcript has 2 exons. The record is from RefSeq and is a predicted model, not a curated record. Gene Ontology annotation, molecular function: protein binding. Gene Ontology annotation, cellular component: cytoplasmic side of plasma membrane.